CUUUGGGGAAUUGCUAUAUAAACCCUACUCCAUUCUCUUGCUCCUCACCAAAUAGCCAUCUUGGCCAAGUGACUUGGUUUUCUAGCACAUUAUGGCUUCUAGGGUUCUUCUUCUUCUUCUUCUUGGUGCCCUUGUUUGCACCAUUGAUGCAAGGAAGCUUGGGAGUGAGAAGGGUUCAUUUAGGGAUGAGAAGAACUUCUUUCACCAUCCAGGGUUUGGAGGUGUAGGAGGAGGUGGUGGAGGUGGCUUUGGUGGUGGUGGAGGAGGAGGCUUAGGUGGUGGUGCUGGAGGAGGGUUUGGUGCGGGUGCUGGUGCUGGAGCCGGUGGCGGAGCCGGAGGAGGGUUUGGUGGCGGCGGCGGCGGCGGAUUUGGCGGCGGAGGUGGAGUUGGUGGAGGAUCAGGGUUUGGAGGAGGAGCAGGGUUUGGUAGUGGUGGUGGUGCCGGUGGUGGACUUGGAGGAGGUGGUGGAGGAGGGUUUGGAGGUGGCGGUGGCGGUGGACUCGGCGGUGGCGCCGGAGGAGGAUUUGGAGGGGGAGCUGGUGGUGGAGUUGGAGCUGGUGGUGGAUUUCCAUGAAAAUUGAAAACAUUGCACUCUCCAUAUAUAUAAAAGAAGACAUGCAUGCUACAUAUUCUUAUGUUUCGUACGUACUAAUAAUAUGUAACUUUCAUUUGUUCAUGCACGUUGUUCACUUGUUUACUAGUACUUAAAACACUCAAGUGUCAAUUGUCAAUUGUCAAGUGGAAAUAAUUCUUGAAUCGAAUAUAUAUAUUAUAAGCUCUUGUUAAGUGUUA
Messenger RNA from Cajanus cajan (pigeon pea), 792 nucleotides. It is a transcript of the gene GRP5, whose product is annotated as glycine-rich protein 5. The record is from RefSeq and is a predicted model, not a curated record. Lineage: Eukaryota; Viridiplantae; Streptophyta; Magnoliopsida; Fabales; Fabaceae.